ACAGGCGGAGAUACUUGUUUACACUCGAUCGGCAAAGGUUCAUCCAGAUAUUUAAAACAUAUAUCAUGGCAUCUAAAUGUGUUUCUAAAGAAGUCAUUGCUGGUAUUGAGGCUGCGGCACUUGAAUGUCCUUUAUGUAUGGAACGUUUUGCUGACCCGAAGUCACUCCCAUGUAUCCAUUCAUUUUGUCUUCUGUGCCUUGAGAAAUGGACAAAAGAACGCCAAGGAAGACUCAGCUGUCCAAUCUGUCGUGAAGGGUGUCAGAUUCCAACAGGUGGUCUUAAAAAACUACCGAACAACAUUUUUAUCAACGGCUUGUUAGAAUACGUGAAUGCAUUGGAACAGAAAUCGGAACCCACCUGUGCUUGUGAGAAGAAAGCACGUUACUUUUGUCGAGACUGUGAUCAAUUGUACUGCAGAGAAUGCAAGAAUGCUCACAGAAAAAUAAAAACCACCAAAAACCAUACCAUGAUGACAUUAAAAGAGUACACAUCCAUUGAUCCAGUUAAAGAAUUUGCAUUAAAGCCUUUAAACUGCCCCACACAUACAAUGCCAUUUCAGUUCUUCUGUGACACGUGCAAAAAACCUGUUUGUGUCGGAUGUACACUAGUUGAACAUCCUACCAGCGGCCACAACAUUAUUGGUACAAAAGAUGCAUAUAAAACUUUUUCAAGUCUUGCUUCUCAACUUGUUACAAAAUCAUGUGAAACAAUACUCAAUUUUCAUGCUAUGAAUGAUGAACUUAAAAAGACAAAGUAUGUUUUAAGAUCAAAUUUCUCGAAAUGUAAAACAAAUAUCACAAGACAAGCGGAUGAGCUACACCGACUGAUUGAUCGCCAUAAGGAAGACCAACUACAGAGUCUUAAGAAAUCUUAUAGACAAAAGCUGAGGUCACUUGAAACUAAAAUCAGCGAUGUCGAAUUGGCCAUCAGUAAAUUAUCCAGUAUGCGUGGAAUCACACACAACUUGUUAAAUUGUCCUAACCAAGUUAUGGCACUGAUGUCAAGUUCUGAAACUACAGGAAGUCUGCAGAAACUGGUGGAGAGUGACGAAAGAACCGGACCUCAAGAUGUAGGUGUCUUAAAGUAUCCAAAUAGUAGAUUAUCUCCAUUACUGGAAAGCAAUGUUGUGAAGCAGCUACGUGAAACAGAAUCUCAAAUUUCACCUAUCAAAUCAACAGUUGAUGUACCACAUCUACAACAAUUACAGUUGUUUCCAGGAAUAUUUGGGGCGAAAAGUAUUACUAUAAAAACUGCAAAUGCACAAGGUAAAUAUGUGUAUAUCUUAGAUGCUAAGGUAAAGUGUUUAGCAAUAAACAAUAUGACAUUUGUUAAACAAAGCGUAGGUGCUGAUAGACACUUAAAGAAAAGGAGUAAAAUUGAAAUGAUUGGUGUUAACAUCAAAGAAAAUGGGGUUUAUGAGAUUCUUACUACUCGCAGUUCUUUGAAGAGUUGUACAUUGUUAUGUCUAAUUAUUGACAGAUCCAAUGCAUUUAUCAGUACAGUAGCGUUUGAUGAAUUUGGAAACGUAUCUAUGUGCGAGAAUCACUUUCAACCAUUUUAG
Anneissia japonica is the source of this 1562-nucleotide messenger RNA. RefSeq names its product E3 ubiquitin-protein ligase TRIM56-like. The coding region runs from base 66 to 1562 and encodes 498 amino acids. The record is from RefSeq and is a predicted model, not a curated record. The transcript is spliced from 2 exons. Gene Ontology annotation, molecular function: zinc ion binding. Lineage: Eukaryota; Metazoa; Echinodermata; Crinoidea; Comatulida; Comatulidae.